AUAUACUGCAAACGUUUUGUUUACCAGAUGAAAAAUGUAAAGAAUCGACUGGUAAAGAACCAGUUAUAGGCAAAAUGAAGUCGACUUAAUGUAAUGGUCGAAAAAAGGACAUAGUUUUAUGCGAUCAUUGAACAAUAAAAAUUAUUCAGUGGAAUAAUACUUCGACAGGAUGAAUUGACAACAGGAAGCACUACAAAGGAAUCCCAUCUACUUUUAUUCAAGACGUAAUGGAAUGGCUUACAUUAAUUUGUCUUGCUGCUGAAUCAAAACGGCAAGCUGAUGAGACUGGAGAUGCAAUACGAUACUCUAAAGCGGCCCUUGAGAUUGCAAAAAAGAAUGGGUCUAAAAAGGAAGAAUCUGUCACUCUUUUGCUACUUGCUGAUAUUUAUAAUCAGAACAUAGAAAACUAUCCCAAAGCUGUUGAUUAUUAUCAAAAGGGACUGGAAAUAGUGCAAGAGACUGGUGACAAGCACCUAGAGUAUGAGAUUUCCCAUGGCAUUGGGAGUGCUUUUAUGAGAAUGGGAGAUUAUGAAAAGAGUAUGAAGUACAACAAACAAAGCUUUGUUGCUGCAUUAAAAACUGGUGACUCUCUAAGCAUAGCAACAUCCUAUAAUGGUCUUGGAAAUGCAUAUAGUUCCCUGUGUGACUAUCAAAACAGCAUUAAGUGUCUUAAAAAAGCUAUUGAUUUGUUCAGAGAACUGAAUUAUGAACAACACUUAGGGGCUUGUUAUGGAGAUCUGGCAGAAUCAUAUCGUAUGCAAGGGAAGUACCAUGAUUCAAUUCGUUUCGCCGAGGAGAGUCUCAAGGUAAAUGUUAAACUAGGAAACAGAAAAUUGGAGGCAGCCAAUUUGCAUCACUUGGGAAAUGUUUACAGAACGUUAAAUGACUUUGAUAAGGCCAUUGAGUUGUACCAGAAAAGCCUAACCAUAAGCAAAGAGAUCAAUCAUAAAGGAAUUCAAGUAAGAUGUUAUUGUAGUCUUGGAAAUAUUAUGCUUAAUCGCAGCAGCUAUGAAGAAGCGAUUUUAAAUUAUAGAAAAUGCUUGGAUAUUGCUGUACAGAUUGACGAUAAACUAGCUAAGGCAACAGCCAGUAUUAACGUUGGAAAUUGCUUAAAGAAACUAAACCGACACAACGAGGCAAUUGAGGAAUACAAUCAGAGUCUUAGACUUGCUAUGGAAAUGAAAGACAAGAAUAAUGAAGCACUUGUCUAUUUCAAUAUUGCUGAUAUCUAUGUCCAAAUGAGUGGUAUUAAACAGGCAAUUGACUUGUAUGAGAAGUGCCUGGUCAUUGCUAACACUAUCGGCAAAAAAGAACUUGAGGGUAAAGCGUGUUCUGCUUUAGGUGAAAUAUACCAUUCUUUACACAAAAGGAACCAAGGACAUCAAGCAUGCAAUAAUACUGAUGAUAAUAUAGUUAAAUCAGAACAAUACUUGAGGAAGGCACUUGAUUGUUUCGACUUUUUGUUUCAACAUCUCUAUCAGCGUGAUCAUUUAAAAGUCUCAAUAUUUGAUGAUUUCACUGAAGAUUACAAGCUACUCACCACCGUGCUCAUUGAGACAGACAAAGUACAAGAGGCUCUGUUAGUAUCUGAUGGUGGACGAGCACGUGCUUUAGGAGAUCGCUUGAUCUUCAAAUAUGGAAUGAUUCGACAAGAAUAUUCAUCCCCUAAUCCACUAACGUAUUCUGAUGUUAAAGCAGUUUUGUUGAAUGAUACCUUUACGAUGCUACAUUACAACCUUUUCACCAAACGUUUGGCUGUGUGGAUUUUAGCCAAAGAUUCGAUAGUGUUGAAGCAAUCAGAAAGGCAAGACUUUGAUUCUGCCAUAGAAGCAUUGAAUCCAGAAGAGAAAGGAAACGAUGAAAACUCCAUGACUCGUUUCUUUACUGACACUAUUACAAGAGCAUAUGAAAUGAUGAAAAUCAAAGAAAGCGUCACUUGUGAAAACAGAUCACUUGAUGAUUGCGUUACAUCGAAAGAUCACGUCACUACAAAAGCUUCUAAAUCUCAGUCACGUGAUGAUGGCGCAAGUGAAGAGAAACUCGAUCAAGAGUCACUCCCAAUUGAAACGCUGUAUAAUUGUUUAGUUGCUCCUGUCCUAUCAGACGUAAAACACGACGAGAUUGUCAUAGUACCCGAUGGACCAAUGUAUAGAGUACCGUUUGCUGCCCUCAGGGAUCCCAAUACAGGACAGUAUCUGUCAGACACCAAACGCAUUCGCCUUGCGCCAUCAAUAGCAAUAUUGAAGGCUCUAAAUGAAUGUCCAGUGGAUCAUCACAGCCAAAAAGGAGCGUUUAUUGUAGGAGAUCCAAGUGUUGGAGAAGUCAAGUUUAGAGGCAAAAAACGAGUAUUUGAACGUUUACCUUCAGCGAACAGAGAAGUCACCUUUCUUUCUGGUAUGCUUAGACAGUCGACCAAACUGACCGGCGAACAAGCUACCAAAGAUGCGGUUUUAGAAAAGUUGAAAGAAGGCUCAGCUGUGAUUCACAUUGCUGCACACGGGAGCUCUGAUAAUGGUGAAAUAAUGCUGGCACCAAAUGUCUCGUCAGAAAGAGAAAUCCCCGAAGAAGAUGACUACCUGUUGACGAUGAAAGAAGUUCAACAAAUAGGAAUCAAAGCUCAACUUGUGGUCCUAAGUUGUUGUUACAGUGGCCGUGGUGAGAUCAGGGCUGAGGGUAUGGUUGGACUUAGUCGUGCUUUUCUUGCGGCUGGAGCUCGUUCUGUCGUAGCGUCAUUGUGGGCAAUCGACGACAGUGUAACUUUUAGUUUCAUGGUGAGUUUUUACAGUUAUCUGACUCGAGGUKAAAGUGCGAGUGUAAGUCUUCAUAAAGCCAUGCAUGACAUUAGAAAAGAAGGCCACAGGGAUCCCAUGUACUGGGCUCCUUUCUUUUUGAUUGGCGAUGAUGUCGUUCUCAAUUUAAGAUAACAUGUUUCAAUUAAACAGUUACUAAAAUAGUUUUACUCUGAAAAAAGUAAAUAUUUUGAACUUGAGAUUCAAAUAGGUCACAUUACGUUGUUUCUAGAGUAGUUUUGUUGGUGACACUAUUUAGUUGUGAUUACUAUAAUAUUUAUUCACGGAUUGGAUGCAUCCACUGCUGUCGAUUAGACAAGAGUAUAAAAUAAAGAACUURGUUUAAUUGAGCAUAUAUAUUUGUUUCACGGUUUAAGUGUUUAAGUGUUUUUAAACAAUUAAAAUUGCGUGAGUGCAAACACUAAAACUAUAGCAACUUUAGCAAUUAAUAUGUGGAUGCCUUUGUAUUCAUUUAUCAUAUCUAACUUUAGUAAUUAAAAAUUGUUUCGUUAAUGUAGACUAAUCUACACUAUAUUGCGGUAGUUAGCAAUAUUUUGUUGGUACUUUUUCGAGCUUUUAGCGUUUGCUUUCGUAUAAUUAUUUAAUUAUUUAAAUAAUUUUUUUUAUUUUCAUUUUAAUUGCUAGCGCUGAUUUUUUGCUCUAGAGUGAACUAUAAAAGCCCGUGAAAUAGAUAUUACACUGAUUUCCUUAGUACGCUGUAAUUGCUUUUGUUUACAUUUGACUACAAACUUUAAUAAUUAAAGUUUGUUUCACGUAUAUUAUAACAUCAGACAAUACGUUGUGUUGUAGUUUUUAUUGUGAAUAGCUAUCUACAUUUUCCCCAACGUUACUUGUAAAUGUGUGGGCCUGUGCAGGGGUUUCAUGAGGGAGAUAUAUUCCAGCUUUGACGACUUACAAUUUUCUAAGACUGCAAUUGACAUCGGCAUUGUUCGAGUAUUGUUUUGGAUUCACACCGAACAAACUGCUGUAGUAUCCGAAAAUGUGUGACUAAUUUGUAAGAUUCAAAAACUUCGCCUUCCGUAACCCCUUGAACCACCCCAGCACACACCCUGUACAGGUCUUUCUGGAAUGACAUUGUUUGCAUUUGAUUCAAAUGAAAAUGUUCAUAAAAUUCUUCAUUUAGUGUAAAUGUUUCAUUAAAGGUUUUUUGACAAACAACACAAAUUGAAGAGUGGUAUUUGCUAGCUUGCGUAUUAUUCUCUGCGACUACUGAAAUGCCUGUGACUAUUUCCUAUAGGAUGUGGGCUUGCUGUAUUCAAAAAUUAAUCCAGUAAUCAUUAAUUUUACAACAUAGUUCAACUUGGACUUGAAAAUAUCAUAUUUGGUGCACUU
Molecule: messenger RNA, 4142 nt
Organism: Exaiptasia diaphana
Lineage: Eukaryota; Metazoa; Cnidaria; Anthozoa; Actiniaria; Aiptasiidae
Product: tetratricopeptide repeat protein 28
Exons: 2
Coding region: 228-2924 (898 amino acids)
Molecular function (GO): protein binding
Source: RefSeq, a predicted model, not a curated record